CUACUGGAAACAAUAACAACAACAACGCGGGUUGAACGAAGUUGACAGGAUGCCGUCCAGCGAGAAGAGAGGAACUGGCCCUCUAGCUGUUAUAUAUUUGACAGCUUACAAUGUCGCACAAACACUCGGCUGGUCUGCUUUGAUGCUGUCCAUUAGUUCCAACCUUUUGACCAGAGGUUACCAGACACUCUAUGAGGAAAACGAGAUGUUACUGAAGGCUUUUCAGACGGCUGCCAUCUUGGAGGUUGUCCACUGUGCUAUAGGCAUUGUCCGGUCCAAUGUGUUGCUAACGGCUGUCCAGGUGGCCUCCCGAGUGUUUCUGGUGUGGGGAAUAGUCCAUACUGUACCACAGACACAGACUAACUUUGGUGUGUUGAUGUUGUUGUUGGCAUGGACAGUCACGGAGAUAAUUCGGUACUCUUUCUACACAUUCCAGCUUGUUGGUCAUGUUCCAUAUGUUAUCAAGUGGAUGAGAUACACAUUCUUUAUUGUACUCUACCCUCUAGGAGUUACGGGGGAGCUGUUGUGUAUCUAUUCCGCUCUCCCUAUAGUGAAGAGUUCCGGUAUCUACUCCAUCAGUCUUCCCAAUAGAGCCAACAUGUCCUUCAACUACUUCUACUUCCUUAUUGCAAUAAUGCUAUCUUAUAUACCAAUAUUUCCUCAGCUGUAUUUCCAUAUGAUACAUCAGAGGAAGAAAAUGCUGGGUGAACCAGAGGAAAAGAAAAGGCAAUGAUUUGGUUGGCUAAUUCUGUUUGCAGCCAAUUAAUUUUCAACCAAUGAACAGUAGCAUUUAAAAUCCAGAGAUUGACACUAGAUAUAACAGGACAAGACACAGUCCAUUGUCAAAGAUUUCUGACAUCAUGUCAGUUUAACUGAAGGGAUCGGUUCCAUGCCAUAAAAACUACGAGAUUUUUUGAAGAGAGAGGGAGAAAAAAAUUCUGCUCUCUCAUGAAUUCAGAUGGUCAAUGUCGAUGCCAUACAUUUCGCAGCUUGUGGUUUCUCUUGUCUUAAAAUGAAAAGGAGUCUCAAAUCAUGGUUACCCCACUACCAUUUUCCCUGUGCUACAAAAGUGGGGUAAUCAUCGUAGAGAUUGUGUUAUUCAUGUUAUUCUUGUUUGUAUGGAUAAAACAACACAAAUUGAAGCUGUUUUAUGGGCAGAAUAGACCUUAUUUUCAAUGUCAGAGUAGCGUAUAAAAAUAAAACUUGAAAAUUAUCUAAUUUUUUGAAAAUGUGGACUAUUCUAACAAUUUUGCCUGUUGAGUAUAUUAACCUGACCAGAGUACGACGUUAAACCCCAAGCACUAACGUGACCAGAAAGCUUUGAAAAACGGGAAAAUCAUAAAACAACAUCAACAUCUGACAAAAUCUAAUGUCGUCUUACAUGAAGUUUAUGGGAGAUCACUUCCCCUUAUGUUACAUGCACAUGCGACUGUGGGUUGGAAAUGCGAAGGUCGUGUUAAAGUUGUCAGAUACUUUACGUGGGAAGUUCUGCAAGCAACCUGUGGAUCGUCGUGGGUUUCCAUCGGGCUGCACCCCUGGCUGUGGUCAUAUCAGUUAAAUAGUGCGACAUAAAAUACCAAUCAAAUAAAUAAAUAAAUGGCCAGAUGCUCUCCUUAAACUUGUUGUUUACUCUGGUUUACUAAGCUAGUUAAACAAACUGUUGGAAACUGUGUGUGUGAGCAUCAUCAGUCAAUGGGUCAAUUAUAAGCUUUAAUACCGUGCCUCGCCUAAAGUUUAGGGUGUUCCAAGUGUGGCAUUUUGCUCCUUCACCUUACAGUGAAAUUCAAAGAAUUUUUUGUGACACUGGAUUAAUUUAUUAUCAGAAAAACUUUCUUGUCAUCAAAAGGAUCAUUUUAAUGUUUAUAUGUGCUUGUGAAAGUGCAUUUUUACAUACCAAACUUUAGGUGAAAUACAGCUAUUCAUGUUUACGGUUUCCACAGUUAUGGUGGCACAUUAUUGUGAAAUCCCCAGAAAACAACGAUACUACAAUGUAAUUUUGGGCCUGUUGCCAAACUCCUCACAUUGGGAACACCGUGUAUAUUACUGGUGAAUGCCGCCUCUUUUUUAUAUGUUGUGAAUGAAUGUGCCCAUACACCAUCUAUAUGUAGAUAUAAUAUGAACAUCUUGGCCAGAUGAUGCAUUUAAUCACAGAUAAAAUGUACGUUUCAUGUAUGUAUCUUGCAGUGAAAAUUCAUAAUUUGACUGAGAUCUAUUUCAUAAGCGGUCGGAAUCAGCAUUUCAGGAGUCCCGAGGGUUCACGCAGAAAUGGACGAAACAGGGUGGGGACUUGCUCAAACUUACACAGCUAAAAGGCGAGAUUUUACAGUAGUUGCUGAACUGAAUAUAAAUUCCGCAUAGCGCGAUCAGUCGGACCAACGCCGCUGUUAACAGCUAUCUUAAAUUUACCUCUUUUAGCCGCAUUCGCUCACAAAAGCCCCCCCC
This is a messenger RNA of Liolophura sinensis, 2442 nucleotides long. Its product is annotated as very-long-chain (3R)-3-hydroxyacyl-CoA dehydratase 2-like. The coding region runs from base 50 to 733 and encodes 227 amino acids. Gene Ontology annotation, cellular component: endoplasmic reticulum membrane. The transcript is spliced from 7 exons. Lineage: Eukaryota; Metazoa; Mollusca; Polyplacophora; Chitonida; Chitonidae. The record is from RefSeq and is a predicted model, not a curated record. Gene Ontology annotation, biological process: fatty acid elongation; very long-chain fatty acid biosynthetic process; sphingolipid biosynthetic process. Gene Ontology annotation, molecular function: 3-hydroxyacyl-CoA dehydratase activity.